This is a messenger RNA of Camellia sinensis, 979 nucleotides long. RefSeq names its product superoxide dismutase [Cu-Zn]. Gene Ontology annotation, molecular function: copper ion binding. Gene Ontology annotation, biological process: superoxide metabolic process. NCBI's taxonomy places the organism in Eukaryota, Viridiplantae, Streptophyta, Magnoliopsida, Ericales, Theaceae. The record is from RefSeq and is a predicted model, not a curated record.
GUGGCAACAAUUUUUGAAAACUAGGCGAAAAACUGGCUUGCUUCAAUGUAAACACGUAUGAAGUCCAGAACCUUCUGCUUCAUUCUCUAUUAUCGCCUGAUUUGUGUUGCUCUCUCUCUCUCUCUCUUUGGGGUGUUCUGAGAUCACGUGGAACAAUGGUGAAAGCUGUUGCUGUUCUUAGUAGCAAUGAGGGUGUGAGUGGAACUAUCUACUUCACCCAAGAAGGAAAUGGUCCAACAAAUGUUACGGGAAAUGUUUCUGGCCUAAAGCCUGGGCUUCAUGGCUUCCAUGUCCAUGCCCUUGGAGAUACAACAAAUGGUUGCAUGUCAACUGGACCACAUUUUAAUCCUGCUGGCAAAGAACAUGGUGCUCCUGAAGAUGAGAUUCGCCAUGCUGGUGAUCUGGGUAAUGUGACAGUUGGUGGCAAUGGUACUGCUAAUUUCACAAUUGUUGACAAGCAGAUUCCUCUCUGUGGUCCGAAUUCCAUUAUUGGGAGGGCUGUUGUCGUCCAUGCAGAUCCCGAUGAUCUUGGCAAGGGUGAACAUGAGCUAAGCAAAAGCACCGGCAAUGCUGGUGGCAGGGUUGCCUGUGGUAUUAUUGGCUUGCAAGGCUAAGUUUGUUUCGAUCCCCGUGGUAAACCAAUGCAGUCAAAUAUGUUUGCUCUGCAACUUAAAGAGACCAGAGUUAAAGAGUACUCAAAGGAAACUACAUCGAAUAAAGGAACAAAAAUCUGUGUUUUGGUUGGCUUUAUUUUGAGAUUUUGAUCUUAGAGUCUAGGUUAGAGUACUAAAAAGGAAACUAUUUUGAAUAAAGGAACAAAAAUCUGUGUUUGUGGUUGGCUUCAUUUCGAGAUUUUGAUAUUAGUCAGGUUAAGAGUACUAAAAAUGACACUAAAGUCAAAUAAAGGAACAAAAUCUGUGUUUUGGUUGGCUUUAUUUUGAGAUUUUGGUGGUAUAUUAAAAGUGUUUUGUUGCCUUCA